CACCGAUCCGGAACAGCAGCGGCAGCGGUUUUCCCCUUCCCGAGUACCGCACCUGGAAUCCCCAAUCCGCCAUGGAAAUGCACCUCCCCCGCCGCCGCCUCCCUUAUUUACUCCCCCAUCUCCUCCCUUCCCAACUCGCCCUCCCUCCCCGCUCCCUCCUCCCUCUCUGCCCGCAGACCCGAUCGAUCCCGAUCCCUCCGAUGGCUCUCCGCGCGAUCGCGUCCCGCAAAACCCUGGCCGCGCUCGGCUCCGGCCUCCGCGCCCAGGCUAGGCUCGCCACCACCGCCGCCGCCGCCGCGGCGUCCCGCGGCCUCGUGACCUUCUCGCUCCCCGAUCUCCCCUACGACUACGGCGCUCUGGAGCCGGCCGUCAGCGCCGAGAUCAUGCAGCUCCACCACCAGAAGCACCACCAGAGCUACGUGACGAACUACAACAAGGCCCUCGAGCAGCUGGAGGACGCCGUGGCCAGGGACGACGCUCCGGCGGUGGUUAAGUUGCAGAGCGCCAUCAAGUUCAACGGCGGAGGUCACAUCAACCACUCGAUAUUCUGGAAAAAUCUUGCUCCCAUUCAUGAAGGAGGCGGGGAGCCACCAAAAGGUUCACUAGGUUGGGCCAUUGACGCAGAUUUUGGCUCUUGGGAAGCAUUCGUGCAGAAAAUGAAUGCAGAAGGUGCUGCUUUACAGGGCUCCGGAUGGGUGUGGCUUGGUCUGGAUAAGGAGUUCAAGAAACUCGUGGUGGAAACAACAGCAAAUCAGGAUCCGCUGGUGACCAAAGGAGCCAAUCUAGUUCCUUUAAUUGGCAUAGAUGUAUGGGAGCAUGCAUACUAUCUGCAGUACAAGAAUGCGAAGCCCGAUUAUCUGAAGAACAUAUGGAAAGUGAUUGACUGGAAAUACGCCAGUGAAGUGUACGAGAAAGAAUGCCGUUGAGCGAUGGAAAGUCGGGGCUCAAACAUCCAGUCUGUCAUUAAAUGAAAUAAAUUCGUGUACAGCUAGGGAAUUCCAACGAGGUGUUGUAGCCACUGUUGUAUCUCAUAUUCGCAUCAUGAGUGAAAGGUGCUGGAUAAAUCUGAGCUUUGUUCCUCUUUUUGUUGAUCUCUUUAGAUGCGAAAUAUGGCAAAUUGUGCAUUAUUCAAUGAUAUGCUGAAAGGUGUUUAAUAUUCAA
Eucalyptus grandis is the source of this 1161-nucleotide messenger RNA. RefSeq names its product superoxide dismutase [Mn], mitochondrial. The transcript is spliced from 6 exons. Gene Ontology annotation, cellular component: mitochondrion. The record is from RefSeq and is a predicted model, not a curated record. Gene Ontology annotation, molecular function: superoxide dismutase activity; metal ion binding. Bases 72 to 926 code for a protein of 284 amino acids. Gene Ontology annotation, biological process: superoxide metabolic process. Lineage: Eukaryota; Viridiplantae; Streptophyta; Magnoliopsida; Myrtales; Myrtaceae.